This is a messenger RNA of Hibiscus syriacus, 345 nucleotides long. RefSeq names its product probable E3 ubiquitin-protein ligase RHC1A. The record is from RefSeq and is a predicted model, not a curated record. Bases 1 to 345 code for a protein of 114 amino acids. NCBI's taxonomy places the organism in Eukaryota, Viridiplantae, Streptophyta, Magnoliopsida, Malvales, Malvaceae. The transcript has a single exon.
AUGGCCUCCGGCUCAACCAAAGACCACGUCGUCGUUUCCGGCAAUAAUACUCUUACUGUUCCUUUGGACGGACGAUAUUUCGACCUCGACGAUGCCAUGAUAAUGCCGGAGGAUCCCACAGCCACAGUUCAAACAGUCAUGCGUAUGGUUUCUGCCAUGCCAACGGGUAAUUACGCGACCGGGAAUUGCUCGAUUUGCAUGGAGAGCUUAUGUCCGUCCAAUGGUUCAAGUGCUUCUAGGCAAGUCUCCUGCGGACAUGUUUAUCACCAUGAUUGUAUUACCGAUUGGCUCUUGAACGGCAACAGUUACUCUUGCCCCCUUUGCCGCCACCAAAUUUCCCGAUGA